GGCGCCCAAAACUUGCUUCUCCGCGCUCGCCGCUGCCUUCCAAGCCAGGCGGAUCAUGGCGCUGCGCCGACCGGGGACCUUGCAGGGCUCCGGGGACGAGGCCGGGCAGCGUCUCCCCUUGCGGGCCAGGCUGGUCCUUCCGCUGUUGCUGCUGCUGUUCAGCCGAGUCGGCGCCGGCGCCGGCGCCUCCCCCGAGCGGCGGGGCCCCGUGGUGUUCGGCAUGCGGCUGGAGGGCACCGACCGGCCGCUGUUCGAGCUGGAUGAAGCGGAGGAAGCGGGCGUGCUGCAGGUGGAAGAAGGCGCCAACAUCGUGUUACGCCUCUACGGUCUGGGCUUGAGCCCCCGCGCCUACCAGGGGAUCUAUUUCGCCGAGGUGGGCAUGCCUGGCACCGCUACCACCACCAAUGCCACCUGGGCCAGGGGUGCCAAUGCCACCUGCCCGGAGAAGACCCAGGACCUGGUGGUGCAUGCCCACGCCGGCCUCAGCCGCUCCACCUCGGCCCUGGUGGGCGUGAAAGUGCAGCGGCUGCGCAAGGCCGAACGCUCCAAGCUCUAUGUGCUGUGCACGCGGAGCGAUCCCGCGCAGCCCUGGCUGCGCCUGGAGGGUGAGGAUGCCUUCCUGCGGGUGGUGGAGGAGAAGCAGCACCUGCUCCCUCUCUGGCUGCAGAUCCUGCUGCUGUUGGCCCUGCUGGUGCUCUCUGGCAUGUUCAGCGGGCUGAACCUGGGCCUGAUGGCGCUGGACCCCAUGGAGCUGCGCAUUGUGCAGAACUGCGGCAGUGAGAAGGAGAAGCGUUACGCCCGCAAGAUCGAGCCCAUCCGGCGCAAGGGCAACUACCUGCUGUGCUCCCUCCUGCUGGGCAACGUCUUCGUCAACACCACCCUCACCAUCCUCCUGGAUGACUUGAUUGGGUCGGGCUUGGUGGCCGUCAUUGUAUCCACCUCGGGCAUCGUGGUCUUUGGGGAGAUCGUGCCCCAGGCGCUCUGCUCCCGCCAUGGUUUGGCCGUGGGGGCCAACACCAUCAUUCUCACCAAGUUCUUCAUGUUCUUGACCUUCCCCAUCUCCUACCCGGUCAGCAAGAUCCUUGACUUUCUCUUGGGUCAAGAAAUCGGCACCGUCUACAACCGGGAGAAGCUGGUAGAGAUGCUGAAGAUCACAGAGCCUUACAACGAUCUGGUCAAGGAGGAGCUGAACAUGAUCCAGGGAGCCCUGGAGCUUCGGACCAAGACGGUGGAGGGCGUCAUGACCCCCAUUCACGACUGCUUCAUGAUCGACAGUGACGCUAUCUUGGAUUUCAAUACCAUGUCUGAAAUCAUGGAAAGCGGCUACACCCGUAUCCCUGUCUUCGAAGAGGAACGGUCCAACAUUGUGGAUAUCCUCUACAUCAAGGACUUGGCUUUUGUGGACCCCGAUGACUGCACCACCCUCAAGACCAUCACCAAGUUCUACAACCACCCGGUCCUUGUCUUCCACGACACCAAGCUGGACGCCAUGCUGGAGGAAUUCAAGAAGGGUAAAUCACACCUGGCUAUUGUUCAGAAGGUGAACAAUGAAGGGGAAGGAGACCCCUUCUAUGAAGUUCUGGGAUUGGUAACAUUGGAAGAUGUCAUUGAGGAGAUCAUCAAAUCGGAGAUCCUGGAUGAAUCGGACAUGUACACCGACAACCGCACCAGGAAGCGUGUGAGCCACAAGAAUGACAAGAAAGAUUUCUCCGCCUUCAAAGACAACGACUCGGAGUCCAAAGUGAAGAUUUCUCCGCAGCUGCUACUGGCUGCUCACCGCUUUCUCUCCACUGAGGUGACGCAGUUCACACCUGCUUUUAUUUCGGAAAAAAUCCUGUUGCGCCUUCUCAAGCACCGUGACGUCAUCAAUGAGCUGAAAUUCGACGAGGAGGACAAGAAGUCUCCCCGGCAUUUCCUCUUCAACCGGAACAAACCAGCCGAUUUUUUCAUCCUCAUCCUUCAGGGCAAAGUGGAGGUAGAAGCCGGGAAGGAGAACAUGAAGUUUGAAACUGGACCGUUCUCUUAUUACGGAGUGACGGCUUUGAGUCCAGCUGUCACAACACCGCCGGAUAGAUCCCAGCCCCAGUCCAUUAUACAGAGAGGAUCCUUGCAUUCCAAGCUGUCAGUUUCAGAAAUACGUUCUCCGUCUCACAUGAGUAAUCUGAACCGCUCGGCGUCCCUUUGCUACCAUGAGCGCACCGAGUCCAUCUCUUCCAAUAUCAGUGGCAGCAACAACCAGCUUAAUGUCAUCGCAAGUUCCCAGAACCUCUCGGACUUCAGUGUUCGUGCUCUGACAGAUCUCCAGUAUGUCAAGAUCACGCGCCUCCAGUACCAAAACGGUCUCUUGGCCUCCCGCCUGGAGAGCUGCCCCCAAACCCCCGAUGGGAGCCCCCCCAAAUCGGACCCCUCCUUGCCCGAAAAGGCGGGCACCCGCUCGAACAACGAGAUGAUUGGCCUCUUGAACGAAAGGAACUGCCAGCAUCAAAAGACGAACCACAACCCUUCCGACAACGUGGUCUGACCUCAGCGUUAGGGGCACUUUGGUCCCCCAUGGUCCAGCUGGCCUACUUUUUCCUUUCCAAAGACACGAAGAAGUGCCCACAGAAGAUUCUGAUUGUGCGUCUUAUUAACCUCAGGUAGCCUCUUCCAUCUGCCCUCUCCGGAAACGUUUCCGACUCACCUGCCCUGUGGUUUUUAUUUUUUAUUUUUCCAGCCAGGUGGUCUGGAACUGAGAAGAGAAGCUGGCCUGCCAGCCAGCCGUGUAAAAAGCAGUAGUUCAACCACCUAUUCUAAGGUGACAGGCCCCGUCUUCGUUCUGGGUCCUUCCUUUGCCUGCAUCACAGCGAUUUGGAUUAGCAGGACAAGAAGACUCCCUCUUCUCUGUCCUGGUUUUUAACUCAAUGGAGAGGAAGGCGAGCCUCGGUGCAGCCCAAGGGUACUUCAGAAGACUUGCCUUGUGGGGCCUGCCUUCCCCACCAGAGAAAAGAUGCCCUUCCAAAGGAGCCCUUGGCUACAAAGGUGGCACAGAAGAGAUGCAGGAUGACGGAGAUGCCAGCCACUCUCUCUUGAUAAGACAGACUUCGUUUUUUUCCCAUCUCAGGGAGUUCUGAGACUUUUGUUAUUUGGGAUUAUCUAUUUCAGUGACAGCAAACCUUUUUGGCACCAAGUGCCCAAGCCUGAACGCGCAUGAAUGUGCAUGCAUACGCACGCUGGAGCAUCGCAAACCCGAAGACCAGCUGGCCAGUGCGCACGUGCCAACUUGGGGGGGGGGGCUGUUUUCAGGCUGUUUUUUUUCAGGCCAUUUUUCAGAUUCAUUUUCAGGCUGUUUUUUAGCCACAAACAGCCUGAAACCACCCCCAAAAAUGGCCUGAAAACAGCCUGGAAAAGGGCUUUUUGACUGGUUUUUUGGGCCGUUUUCAAGCCAGGUU
Molecule: messenger RNA, 3428 nt
Organism: Thamnophis elegans (Western terrestrial garter snake)
Lineage: Eukaryota; Metazoa; Chordata; Lepidosauria; Squamata; Natricidae
Gene: CNNM4
Product: cyclin and CBS domain divalent metal cation transport mediator 4
Biological process (GO): magnesium ion homeostasis; magnesium ion transport
Cellular component (GO): plasma membrane
Molecular function (GO): sodium ion transmembrane transporter activity; magnesium ion transmembrane transporter activity
Source: RefSeq, a predicted model, not a curated record